AGAGCCGGGAUGGCGACGGAUAUUACCCCUGAAGCGAUCGGGUUCCUCUCGGCUGUUGGGGUCUUCAUCAUCCUUCUCACCAUCUUGUUUCUCUUCAUCAACAAGAAGCUCUGCUUUGCAAACAUAGGGGGUUUCCCCUGCUUGGAACAACGGGGGAAGAGCAAGAGCUAUCGAGAAAGGUCUGGGGUUCAUGAGGGACUUGUAAACAGUUACGGGGAGGAUGAGGAUCUAACAACGUCCUCCGACAGCGACGACGAGGUGAUAAAGCAGUUCGAGAUCUCCGUCUCACGUUCCCAGAGCUUUCGGUCUGGAGUUUCCGAAAAAGGGACGCAGGCAGGUUCGGAGCGUAGGCCCAAAUUCAACCGCUUGCUGUCGAGCCACGAAGAAUACAGUACAGAGGGAUCGGAAUGCGAAGAUCUGGAUGGGUUCAGCCAACUGAGUUACCAAGACAACCUGUCUUAUCACGAGGAUGACCGCCUCUCCUUCGAUUCAAGAACUGCGUCGGAGAGCAGGGGCUCUGGUCAGCCCAAAGACCCCGAAAUGGAGGGCAGUGCAACACCCAGCCUCAGCCGUCAAGAAACUGAAGGCAGUUUGGAAAUGGAAACAGCCUUUAGUAAUCAAGCCUUUGAAGGAAACGACGCAACAGAUAGCUCAUCAGCCUGGACCCCAGAGGAACCCGACGGAGUGCAUGCCCUCCCGGUUCACCCCAGCGCCCACGAGCCCAUUUCCAAGUGCGGCGACUUAGACGUCCUCUUUGACUACAGGCCCUCCAGCCAAAAGUUGGUGGUGACUGUCCUGGAAGCGAAAGAGAUCCCCGACAAGGACCGGAGCGGGGCAAGUGCCUGGCAGGUCCACACGGUCCUGAUGCCCAAUAAGAAACAGCGGGGGAAGACCGGCGUCCAGAGAGGCCCCAGUCCAGUCUUUAAGGACAAGAUGACCUUCAGCAAGCUGGCCCCCGAGGAGCUGAGUGGCUAUGCCCUCCGAUUCCGCCUCUACGCAGUGCGCAAAAUGAUCAAGGAGCGGAUGAUGGGCGAGCGGCUCUUUCAUCUCAGGAACCUCAACCAGGAGGGGGAAAUGAAGGUGACGCUGGUCCUGGAGCCCAGAAGCAACCUGCGCCGCGGAGGCUCCCAGAUCAGCCUGUCCGCCAUCUCUCACAGCGACAGCGCCUCUUCGACCCAGUCCUUGUCUCAUGGAGGGGUGCCCGAGCUGCUGGUGGGGCUCUCCUACAACGCCACAACGGGGCGACUGUCGGUCGAGAUGAUCAAGGGCAGCCACUUCCGCAACCUGGCGAUUAACAGACCGCCUGAUACUUACGGCAAACUCUGUCUCCUCAACUCGGUCGGCCAGGAGAUGUCUCGAUGCAAGACCUCCGUCCGCCGGGGCCAGCCGAACCCCGUCUACAAAGAGACGUUCAUCUUCCAGGUGGCCCUCUUCCAGCUCUCGGACGUCACCCUGAUGAUCUCCAUCUACAACCGCCGCAGCAUCAAGCGCAAGGAGAUGAUCGGCUGGCUCUCCAUGGGGCAGAACAGCAGCGGGGAGGAGGAGCUCAGCCACUGGCAGGAGAUGAGAGAGUCCAAGGGCCAGCAGAUCUGCCAAUGGCACACUCUCUUGGAGUCCUAACCCAGAACUCAGUGCUUCCGGUGCACCCUUUCUCUCUUCUGCCCAUAGGGCAGAAGCCGCCUCC
Molecule: messenger RNA, 1684 nt
Organism: Heteronotia binoei (common prickly gecko)
Lineage: Eukaryota; Metazoa; Chordata; Lepidosauria; Squamata; Gekkonidae
Gene: SYT16
Product: synaptotagmin 16
Exons: 7
Coding region: 10-1620 (536 amino acids)
Source: RefSeq, a predicted model, not a curated record